CAAUAUAAGAUAAUCUUUCUACUUUGCAAGGUUACAGACAAAUGCAUAUGUUCUGCUAUGAGUGUUCCCGUUUGUCUCACUGCCCUAAUGAAAUACCUAACAUUUCCUUUCCUUCUUGUUUCAACACAUGCGAGUAUGUUUGUAUAUUUACUUCUGAUUCUUUUUAUUGGUUUCUUGCUUGCAGUUUGGUGUGACUAGUUUAAUACACGAAUACUCCCAACCUGCAUUUCACAAACAUUGAUUUCUCCUCUAGUCUGUAUAUUUAACUGAUCAGAAGUCAUCACUUCACCUUAAAGGUUCACUAUUUUGCAUGCGAGAUCAUUACUUAUGGCAGACUUGAUGUUACCUAUAAAGAUUUGUUCUACUUACAGAGGCACCAGAUGCAUCAUUUGCAUUUAUGCAUAGUACUAAAGAGGCAACCAACAAUUGUUAAAACCUCCUCUUUGCUCCAAAAGCAGUAGCUAAAAUUGUAUUAUGCAUCUGUAUGUUGUAUUCACUAAUGGUAGGGAGGUUAGCUUUGGUAUGGAAUAAGGAGGGGAGGAAAAAGAAAUUUUAUAUACUAUGCUUUGCACUGUAUGUCUUGUACAUUAAAACCCAAAGGCUGCUCACUGCCUUUAGAAGAAUAGCUCUCAGCUGAGGUCCAAGGAAAACUUAGGUGGUUUGUAGCUAGUUUGUGAAACCACAUUAAACAGUCAAAUCUAUAAUCAUUUCAGUUCCAAAGGGUUCUGCAAGAAUAAUUAAAGUUGGAGAGUGAUCACUUAUUUCAAAAGGCAGGAAAUUUUAGUGACAGAAAAAUCCUGGGUUUGAAUUAGCUAAUAUCUGUAUGAAGAUAGGAAACCUUCCCUCUCUAUUGUUGUUUUUUUUUUUUAAGUAAUUUUGUUUAGAGAACACUUCCCAUGUUCUUCAUCACAGUAGCAGUCUUUUUACAUGCUUUUAGUUGAUCAUCUUGCACAGUUCUUUAAGGACUAAAGACUAGUUUGAAACAAAGUAUUCCCUAUUUAGAACAAAUGAUAAAGAGAAGCAUACCAUCUUUCAGCAGGAUUUAUGGUCUUCCCUGACUCUCUUCCUCCAUGGAAAGUAACUCCUGGCUUCUGGACUGCUUAAAAACUUUAAGGACACUAUGUGAAACCUGAUAAAAACACAAACAAAUAAAACACAACAUUGUAGAAAAGACACAGGAUUUAAAGCAGCUUCUACCACUUUAACUCUUCGAAGAGACUUCAAAGAUUGCUUAGGUUAAGUGCCUAUUUUUAUCUUUGUUUCAUUUUUCUAGGGAUCUGUACUCCCACUAUGAAUUUUUCAAAAGCCUUAGAAAACAUUAUGGUGCAUUGGUGGGAUAUAGCAGUACUCUGUCUUUCUCUGUCCCAUCCCCUUCUCUUCUCUGCUGCUCUACUAGUAGGCUGUAGGUUGAUUGGGGAUUGGUCCUGAUGCAGAGAGGAAAAAUGGCUUGUGUUAGAAGAUGCACAUAAGAAAAGGAGUAUCUUUUUUCUUUUGUUUCAGUGUACCAAGACCCACAACUUUACUGCUGCCUAUCUGCUGCCCUUCUGGGGAGAACUUGUGUCUUUCUCUCCAUAUUAGGUGCUUGCUCUCCCAGUUUCUCUCUGAAUUUCUCGUCCUUAACAAGUACUAGAGUUCUGGUCCUUAAUUUCUGGUCUGGGCUUUCUGCAGCCAUAACCAAUAAAAAAAAUCCAUACAAACCACAUCUUUUGAACCAAGUCUGCUUCAGCUGAAGAGGAAAGGGAGCUCCACAGAUUUGAGCAGAUUGUGCUUUAACCCCUUGGUCUGCUCUGCACAAAGUCACUGCUGGUCAUGAGACCCUGGGGGCAGCCUGUUGUCCCUGAUGCUCUCCUCACUGCUGAUGUCCAAUAUUUGUGAGCAGUGCCUGAACCUGCAUGCAAGCAGAUCACAUAUCCUCCCUCCCGGUACCACUGGAGACAGCGAGGGCUCUCACAGGCCGUGCAGCAGCCACGAAGAACAGAGCAGCAUGAUGCUGAGUGAGGUCUCUGAAGCCCCGGGGAGUCUGAGCUGUCUCUGUGCCGUGCGUUGUGGGGGGCAGCGCCCCGCCGGAGCCGAGCACCGGGGGCUGCAGGCCCCCCGCAGGCCAGGCACGGCGGGGCUCGGGGACCCCCGCUGCCGCCCCCAGCUCCCCCCGCCCGCUACCGCCGCCGGGCCGGAGCGUGUGCGCGUCCCUGCGUGCGCUGCCCAACGCGGCUGGUGCUCCGCAGCCCAGCGAGAGUUAACGCCGGAGCUGCCUCUCCAUUGGCGGCCGGCGGAGCGGCUGCGGGGCCCGCGUUUAUAACCGGCGCACGGGGACCCUCCGCUGGCACCGCGGCUCGGCUCCAUGCCGCGGCGGCCGGCAUGCCCAGCCUGCUACCGUCCCUGCUGGCCCUCCUCUGCUUCGGCGCGCCAGCGCCCGCCCUAAGGGGGCCGCCCGCCGCCGCCGGGGAUGCGCCGCCUGCCUCACCGCGGCGGGCCGAGGCUGCGGAGCCGUGGUGCCCCUACAAGGUGGGGGGCGAGGGCGCGGCGAGCGGGCGGCUCUGCUUCCGCACGCCGGCCCGCGGCUUCCAGUGCGCGGCGCGGGCCUGCCGCGCCCACCGCUCGCCGGGCGGCGCGCUGGUGGCCAACGUGCUGCGCAACGGCAGCGUGCUGCUGCAGUGGGGGCCGCCGCGCCCGGCCGCCGGCCUCCGCGGCUUCGCGCUCAAUUGCUCCUGGGACGGCACCUACACGCGCUUCCCCUGCGACAGCGUGGAGCUGGGCGCCGCCUGCCGCGACUAUCUGCUGCCCGAGGCGCACGGCAGCGUGCGCUACCGCCUCUGCCUCCAGCCGCGCUACGUGCCGCCGCGCCCCGCGCCGCCCGCCCAGUGCGUGGAGUUCCGUGUGGAGCCGGCCGCCAUGCGGGACAUCGUCGUCGCCAUGACGGCCGUGGGGGGUUCCAUCUGCGUCAUGCUCGUCUUCAUUUGCCUCCUGGUGGCCUACAUCACCGAGAACCUCAUGAGCCCGGCCCCCGCGCCGCGCCGCGCCUAGCGCCCCCCACCUGCCGCCAAGGGCGAGCGGGGUCGCGGCGGGCGGCGGUGGCUCCGCAGGGAGCAGGGGGCGGGUCCCUGGGCCGCGGGCCGUGCCCGGAGCACGGCCGGCGCUGAGCGGCGCUGCCCGGCUGCCGCAGUCGCCUCGGCCGCGCAGCGCCUGCGUCCCAGGCAGGGAAGAGUGUAUUGCAUCACCGUCGUCGCCCGGCGGCAGGCCGUUUCUUCGAUUUAUUGGCUAGACUGCUUCUUGCAAUACAUCCAACACAGUCUUUCUAAUUUUCUCAACAUAUAUUGAGAGAUUUUUUCUAAGCUGUUUUAAUAGCAGCUUUGCUCAGCGAAUCAUUUGAGGGUUUGGUUGUCUUGGUUUUGUUUUUCUGAACUUCCAGGAUUGUUUUUUUUUGUUUUUGUUUUUUUCUAUAUUCAGAGCUCUUCUUUUUCGUAGGAUGACUUUUCUGCCUGAGCCAUACUUUGGUUUUUGAACUCACAGGUUCUCAGUGGAUUAAAAGUUAAAAAAAAAAAAAAAAAAAAAAAA
Messenger RNA from Dromaius novaehollandiae (emu), 3555 nucleotides. It is a transcript of the gene FNDC10, whose product is annotated as fibronectin type III domain containing 10. The transcript has a single exon. The record is from RefSeq and is a predicted model, not a curated record. Bases 2359 to 3024 code for a protein of 221 amino acids. Lineage: Eukaryota; Metazoa; Chordata; Aves; Casuariiformes; Dromaiidae.